Messenger RNA from Verticillium alfalfae VaMs.102, 477 nucleotides. RefSeq names its product niemann-Pick C1 protein. The transcript has a single exon. The record is from RefSeq and is a predicted model, not a curated record. Lineage: Eukaryota; Fungi; Ascomycota; Sordariomycetes; Glomerellales; Plectosphaerellaceae. The coding region runs from base 1 to 477 and encodes 158 amino acids. Gene Ontology annotation, cellular component: membrane.
AUGGCCGUCUUCGACGUCUCGCUCAACGCCGUCUCUCUCGUCAACCUCAUCAUUUGCGUUGGUAUCGGUGUCGAGUUCUGCGCCCAUAUUGCCCGCGCCUUUAUGUUCCCCUCGCGUACCGUCAUGGAGCGUGCCAAGAACCGCUUCCGCGGCCGCGACGCCCGCGCCUGGACCGCUCUCGUCAACGUCGGUGCCUCCGUCUUCUCGGGCAUCACGGUCACCAAGCUCCUCGGCGUCUGUGUCCUCGCAUUCACGCGUUCCAAGAUUUUCGAGAUUUACUACUUCCGCGUCUGGCUUGCGCUCGUCAUCUUCGCGGCGACGCAUGCGCUCAUCUUCCUGCCCGUGGCGCUCAGUCUCUUGGGCGGAGCGGGCUACGUUGAUCCCGAGAGCGAGGGCGGCCUGGAGCAGGAUCUCGCCAGCCGGCGCUACAGGGCGCUCGUGCCUGACGGAGAGUCGGACUCUGAAGACGACUACUAG